UUUUAGCAAGCCCAAACCUAAAUUCUCAAACCCAAAUUAUAGGGUUUAAGGAUGAAAUGGAAACGAACUGCUGAACUAGCCUCCUCCUUCAACCUCUGGUUUCACCAUCCAGAAUCAAGCAAAAAAUGGCGUCUUUUUGCAGGUCAGCGGUGAUGGCGGGUUCUAGAUCCCUCUCUGUUCGAUCCAAAGCCUUUAUUUUAAAGAACCUAACCCCAAAAUCAAUCUCUCCGCCUUUCUCUUCUCCAUCAAAAAGAGCCCUCCCUUGUGCUUCAAGGAUCCUAUCGGUGUUGGGAGGAGUGGAGUCAAUGAUACCACUUCAUAGUGCUAUUGCUUCUGCUCGAUUACAAUCGAGCAUUGCUGUUGAUUCCUCCUGCUGGAGCUGGCUCUCUCAAGACUUUGCAGUUCCUCGGUGACAGAGUGAGAGCUCCAGUCAUUCCAAACCUAACUGGCUUGCAUUCGACCAACAGUUUGAUCUGCCCUAUCCUUUUUCCUUCCCUUUCAUGGCUAACUUUUGCAUCUCUCAUCUCUUUGCGAGAAUCGUUUCCUACCUGUGGCAGAAAA
Hibiscus syriacus is the source of this 561-nucleotide messenger RNA. Its product is annotated as protein NONRESPONDING TO OXYLIPINS 2, mitochondrial-like. The record is from RefSeq and is a predicted model, not a curated record. The transcript is spliced from 3 exons. The coding region runs from base 126 to 413 and encodes 95 amino acids. NCBI's taxonomy places the organism in Eukaryota, Viridiplantae, Streptophyta, Magnoliopsida, Malvales, Malvaceae.